Messenger RNA from Phytomonas sp. EM1, 405 nucleotides. The record is from the annotation of a GenBank genome assembly. Lineage: Eukaryota; Euglenozoa; Kinetoplastea; Trypanosomatida; Trypanosomatidae.
AUGCUCGGCGGCAUGCUCGCGGGGACCAGUGAGGCGCCCGGGGAGUAUUUCUUCCGCGACGGCCUUCGGUUGAAAAUCUACCGUGGAAUGGGCAGCGUGGAGGCGAUGAAUCAGGGUAAGGAGGCAGCGAAACGAUAUCUAUCGGAGAAUGAAAAGGUGCAGGUCGCGCAAGGGGUGCUCGGGAAUGUCGUGGAUAAAGGGUCGGUCUUCGAGCUGCUCAGUUAUAUCACGCAGGGACUGCAGCAGUCCGCGCAGGAUAUCGGCGAGUUGAGCUUUGACGCGAUUCGUGAGAAGAUGAAUGAGGGGCAGGUAUUGUUUAACCGUCGCUCCGUCAUCGCGCAAAAUGAGGGAGGGGUGCAUUCCCUACAUAGUUAUGAAAAGAAGCUGUUUACCUCGAAAAUCUAG